CUUAUAUGGACGAUGCCAAGUGAUGUGCUCUUGGAUUAAUUUAAUGAGAAAAUGUUCAUCAGUUCGUACAAAUUAAAGAGUUGGCUGAAUUGGCCCCCAGUGUGUGCGCACCUUUGCACUUUUGCAGUGGCUUUCAGUUUAAGCAGCACAUGGCGGGUACCCCGGGACGCGUUUCGUUAUGGCGGCCUCAUGUACGCCUUGAUCCUGACUAUUGCUCUUGUGGUGGUAGCUCUUCCUACCACCUUGCUGCAGCUGGCCAUUGGACAACUCAGCCAGCAAGAUGCUGUCGGUGUUUGGAGAGCUGUACCUUUCUUUAAAGGCAUAGGAUACGUCAGAUUGUUGAUAUCAAUGCUUGCACUGGUGUACACGAGCGUGUAUGUAGCACUCACAUUUACGUACCUUUUGUACACUAUUAGCAACUCAAUACCUUUUUGGGAAUGUCAAUACAUUGUUAUACCUGAUGACGAUGAAACUUACAUAUCAAAUGCGGCGACUUGUUUUAAUGAAACUUUUCUGGCACCGGUUAGUGAAAAACCUGAGUACUACGUAGCGCUGUGUUUGGUCAUCAUCGUUCUAUUAACACUGCUGCCUUUUGUAUUAUUCGGACCAUUUAAAUUUAUGAAGCGUAUAUUUUAUGUCCUGGGACCUGUUAUGUUCGUGCUUGGCAUCGUUAUUAUAUCUAGCAUUGGAGAUGGCAAAGGAUUGACUACAUUUUACAACAGUAGCCACGUACAGAAUAUAGUAAACUCGAGCAUAUGGCACGCUGCUUUGAUACAAGCUCUGAUGUCAUCUCAGACCGCCAACGGAUAUCUCAUAUUAGCUGGAGACUCUAUCUAUGCGAAUACGAAUAUUUAUUGGACAUCCCUAAUAUUUAUUGGAACGAACGUCGCAGCGUGUUGGUUCGGUUUGACCUUCUGGCAUGGCCUCAGCUGGGAAGCAGAUCGUGAUACCAGUCCAGUAGCUGUCCUCGUGGAGACGUACAAGGCAGCGGUCGGGAGAGAACUGAACACCGCCUGGCCGAUUCUUAUCUUCAUUCUAUUGUUACUUUCGGGAACUGUCACUAUGCUUACUCUGCUAUAUCCUGUCUUCAACCAUUGCCGUCGCUUCGGUGGUCCUAAGUGGAGAUACAUUGCUAUUGUGUGCUGCUUGGCAAGCGUAGGCGGGGCAUUGGCGGCCUUAGCAGGAGGUCUAACUGCCUUAAGUGCUAUAGAAGACAUCAUAGUACCUUUGUUGAUCAGUAUUGCUACCGUAGCCGAAGUGUUGGCAUUUCUUUUAAUAUAUGGUCGAAAAUCGUUGGUGGAAGAUGUGGAGUUUUUAAACGGCCAACCUUUGGCAAACUAUUGGGUUAUUGGAUGGUUUUUGGCGCCUUGUAUAGUAUUAGCGUUAACAUUAUGGUGGGCAGUCACUUGGUUGAUUGAUGAUACGAAAUGGAACGAGAGUCCUUGGGAAGCAAUUCUGAUAGUAGUAACAUUUGGUGUAGCUGUCAUGAUGUUCGUCAUCUUUGGAGCGUUCUCGGUGGCGAAGCAAAUGCAAUACGACACACUAUCGAAGCUGCAAGCGUCUUUUAGACCGUCAAGACACUGGGGCCCGAGGGACCCUAUAGCUCACUACUAUUGGUUGGCACGUCGAGAAGAAUCCGAGAGAAAUUUACCAAGAACUAGUUACAGACGACAGCUUGGACAAUUAUCUGGCAACGCAAGUUUUGCUCACAUCUCAAGUACUUUCUCAUCAAAAACCUCAUUGGAAAAUAAAAAGCGGUCAAACUCCGACGAUUGGAUGUACACAGAGUAUAGAAGGAAAUAUUUAGAACAAAUGUUUCCAGAAAUUCUCCAGCAAAACAAGAAGAGAUCUAUGUCAUUAGACUAUACUACGGAUACGAAAACGAACUUCGUUAUUACAGACACAAAUAAAACUCGACAAGUAACUAAUAUUAUACCAGAACUGAAUAAUAACAUAAAUGUACCGUGUUUCCUCGUCGCAAAAUGUCCGCUGCGACCUCCAAAAGUUGUAGGAAACGAAUCAGUGUUCACCGCUGUCGCUUACGUGCUGUACCGAGGUGACCUCUCUUUAGGAAGAUGUGCGUCGUUACACGGCGAUGGCUCCUAA
Papilio polytes (common Mormon) is the source of this 2106-nucleotide messenger RNA. RefSeq names its product sodium- and chloride-dependent transporter XTRP3-like. Gene Ontology annotation, cellular component: membrane. Gene Ontology annotation, biological process: sodium ion transmembrane transport. The record is from RefSeq and is a predicted model, not a curated record. Bases 52 to 2106 code for a protein of 684 amino acids. NCBI's taxonomy places the organism in Eukaryota, Metazoa, Arthropoda, Insecta, Lepidoptera, Papilionidae. The transcript is spliced from 11 exons.